Messenger RNA from Salarias fasciatus (jewelled blenny), 1065 nucleotides. RefSeq names its product glucose-6-phosphatase 2. Lineage: Eukaryota; Metazoa; Chordata; Actinopteri; Blenniiformes; Blenniidae. Gene Ontology annotation, cellular component: membrane. The transcript has 5 exons. Bases 4 to 1065 code for a protein of 353 amino acids. Gene Ontology annotation, biological process: glucose 6-phosphate metabolic process; gluconeogenesis. Gene Ontology annotation, molecular function: glucose-6-phosphatase activity. The record is from RefSeq and is a predicted model, not a curated record.
UACAUGGAUUUUGUCCACAGCUUUGGUGUGCUGGUUAUACAGCACCUGCAGAACAACUACAAGGAACACCAUGAUUUCCUUAACUUGAUGUCUGCAGUGAGUGACCCCCGUAAUAUUUUUUCAGUGUAUUUUCCAAUCUGGUUUCAUCUCAGUCAUGAUGUGGGCACCAAGAUGAUAUGGGUGGCUGUUAUUGGGGACUGGUUCAAUCUCAUUUUUAAAUGGAGUCUUUUUGGAGAGCGACCUUACUGGUGGGUGCACGAAACUCAAUUCUACCACAAUGAUACAACGCCACAUUUGGAACAGUUUCAGACAACCUGUGAAACAGGACCGGGCAGCCCAUCUGGUCAUGCGAUGGGCUCGUCAUCCUUGUGGUAUGUGAUGGUCACUUCUGCAUUACAUUUUGCUCAACCCUCCAAUAUCUUAUCAACCAGGUUUCGUCUUCUGAGGUCUUGCUUGUGGAUGCUUUUUUGGGUCAUUCAAAUAAGCGUUUGCAUCUCCAGAGUUUAUAUUGCAACACACUUCCCACAUCAGGUUAUCCUCGGUCUUCUCAUUGGCGUGCUGGUGGCUGAGCUGUUUGAUCACGUCCCCUCGGUCUACAAUGCAAGUCUGAAAGUGUAUCUCCACAUGACCGUUUUUCUUUUUUCCUUGGCCUUUUGCUUUUAUCUGCUCUUCAAACUGCUUGACACUGAUCCUCUGUGGUCAGUGUGUAAAGCCAAACAGUGGUGCGCUAACCCGGCCUGGAUACACCUCGACACCACGCCUUUUGCCGGCCUGGUGAGAAACCUGGGAGCCUUGUUUGGACUGGGCCUGGCUGUAAACUCUGAAAUGUUUGUGCAGAGCUGCAAAGGGAAGAAUGGCCACAAAACUGUAUUUAAGCUCAUGUGUGUGACUGCAACGCUUACAUUUCUGCAGCUGUACGACUUCAUCAAAAUGCCAACUCACUCAGAGGUUCUGUUUUACAUGCUGUCAUUUUGUAAAAGUACUUCGAUACCCCUAAGUGUGGUGGCUGUCAUUCCCUUCUGUGUUCAUUUGUUGAUCAGAGAUGAGGAAAGAAAGCUCUCUUAG